UGUUUAUGUUUGACCUCUUCAUAUUAUGAUUCAUUGAUAUUGUGCAGCAUUUUCUUGUGGAUCGAGGCAAUUCUGCUUUAAUUGACCUUUCAAGCAGACGCAGGGGACACGUGUUAUAGACCUUCUAUUUCUGGGAGCAGUUAAUUGGUCAACAGGUCAAGAUGGUGGGGGUGGUUGCAGUGAGUAGAGAGCAAUACAACCCCUGGGAGAGGAGGGCAACCCUGGGGCCACGCCAGGUACGCCAGCUGGUGGAGGAAGGGGUCAAGGUCAUCGUGCAACCAUCAAAAAGGCGAGGAUAUACUGUGAAGGAGUACCAGGAAGCAGGUGCUACCAUCCAGGAAGACAUGAGUGAGGCUUCUAUUAUCACCAGUAUCAAGGACAUGAGCAUAGAGUCCCUGAUACCAAACAAAACCUACACCUUCUUCUCUCAUACCAUCAAGGCACAGCCACAUAGCAUGCCUUUGCUGGAUGCCAUACUAGAAAAGAACAUUCGUCUUGUGGACUAUGAGAAGCUGACCAGUGGCCCCGGGAUCUGGCCAGCGUCAGCCAUGAGCAGGUUCGCGGGUAUAGUGGGAGUGCUGAACAUAUUGCAUGGUAUAGGGCUGAGACUUAUGGCCUUUGGCUUCAACACACCCUUUGCUCACAUUGCUAUGGCCCACAACUAUGUGUCCUAUGAGGCAGCAUGUCAAGCUGUACGUGACGUAGGCAGGCGUAUUGCGGAGGGCGAGAUGUGUGUGGGACCAUUGACAUUUGUCUUUACAGGUGCAGGAGGAGUGUCCAGGGGUGCCCAGGAGAUGUUCAAGCACCUGCCCCAUGAGUUUGUAACUCCAGACAAACUGCCAGAGGUGGCACAACAUGGAGAGAAGACCAAACUCUAUGCCACAAUUGUGGACAUAGCAGACGACUUGAGUAGAAUCAGUGAUGGAGGAUUUGAUGAAAAGGAAUACAACCAACAUCCGGAGCUUUACCAGAGCAACUUUGCCAAGAAAGUGGCUCCCUAUGCCUCUUGUAUAGUAAAUGGCGUGUACUGGCAGCCAGGACAGCCCAGACUCCUCACUGAUGCAGACGCUAAGACUCUCUUGGCACAUGACCCCAAUGCUCCACAAGAUCUGACUGACAUAGGAGAGGACCCAAUUCUUCCACGUCAGCUUCUAGCAAUUUGUGACAUCUCAGCAGACGAGGACGGAUCCAUACAGUGGACCAAGUACUGCACCACGGCAGACGAACCUUUCUGUAUCUAUAACCAAGAUGGCCAGAUAAUCAAGAGUGGCAUGACAGCUGACGGAGUACUGAUGUGUUCUGUUGACAACAUGCCAGCUCAGUUCCCAAAAGACGCCACCGACUACUUCGGCGAACUCUAUCUGCCGUAUCUUAAAGAACUUUUGAAAACGGAUGCCAACUCUACUUUUGAAGAGUAUCAGAAGGCUGUUUGCCCAGCACUGGAAAAUGCUGUAAUAGCUACCAAUGGCAAGUUAGCUCCUAAAUACCAGUACAUAGCAGAUCUUAGGGCUAAAUCAACCAGCCAGAACCACUAGACAAUACCAGUGUAUCCGGUCAAUAUUUAUAUAAUACCAGGAGUGCAUACUUUUCUUCUCCCCAGGCCACGCAAUGUUUUCUAUAUAUAAGAACGUAUUCGUCUGGGAUAAAUGCUACAUUUUAUAGAACAUAUUCAGAAAACUUUGUAAAUCAGUUGGACAUUCGGACUGACAGUUAUGGAAAAUUUGCUAGACUGAAGGGUUAUAGUGGCUUGAAUAGACCAUUAUAGGGCCUACCAUCUGAACAAUGAAAGCUGCAUUUCUCAUAAAAUAUUUGGAGUUACACAUGUGUAGGUCUAAAAUAUUGAAGAACUAUUAAUUAUCAGAAAAAAAACGAUUUUCUGAAUUACAAGAGCGCGGCAGAUUUUCGAAAAAUCUUCUGUUUGAUAUCGGAUGUAAUGAUCGACGGUCAUGGCCAUGUCAUGACAUCGGCAUAAAAUAAGUGGUUUACUUUUCUUUCUGUAACUUAAGAAUAGACCCAUACCUGUUGUGUGAGAAAGAGGAUUGAUUGAUGGGUAUACCCCGGCUGAUAAAUGGCAUCCAAAACCGACAAUAUAUGCGACAAAUGUAAUGUUAUUGGACUAUAGCGGGAUGCAAGUCAUUUUAAUCAGUGCUCAAGGACAUGCAUUCAGACUUUAACAAACUGACCAAUGCCCAUUGCUGAGAAAACAUGGGUAUUUAAUAUUCUUUUUAUUAUUUUUUUAGAAUAACCCAUUGGCAUACCCGGUAGACCUAUAUUUAUAUCAGCAAGCACACAGGUCUAUUGAAAGCAAAGGAAUUAAGUUUAGUCAAAAAUGAAAGAUAGUGUUCAUUUAAGAACUAUAUAAUUUGUUUAUCAAAUACU
This is a messenger RNA of Lingula anatina, 2379 nucleotides long. Its product is annotated as alpha-aminoadipic semialdehyde synthase, mitochondrial. Lineage: Eukaryota; Metazoa; Brachiopoda; Lingulata; Lingulida; Lingulidae. Gene Ontology annotation, molecular function: saccharopine dehydrogenase activity. The record is from RefSeq and is a predicted model, not a curated record. Gene Ontology annotation, cellular component: cytoplasm.